CAAAAUAAAUGAAUAAAAGCCAAGUUCAAUAUUCACUACAUUAAGUAGCUAUGUCAGUUUGGCAAUUAUGUACAAACAUCCACGGCGUUGCUCCAAUAAGAGCAUGCAAUCAAACCGAACCCAAAGCGCCUGCUCGUACCAGACCCAGGGUUAGCCCUCAGCUAAACCGCUGGUCCAGGGCCCGCUCCAUACGUUCUGGUCGAAAGUUGGACCGCCCGGUUCCCCGAACCCAGACUCUGGAAUCCACUCCUGCUACAUCGCCACCACCUCCGUCGCAUCCGUUUUCUCCCCCUCUCGACUCAGACUACGCCGACACUCUCGAUGGCGGCGCAGAAAGCACGGCCUCUAAGACCAUCUACAUCGUAUCCGACGGCACCGGCUGGACCGCCGAGCACUGCGUUAACGCCGCUUUGGGGCAGUUCGAUUACUGCUUGGUCGACCAUGGCUGCCCCGUCAACACCCACUUGUUUUCUGGGAUUGAUGAUGCUGAGAAGUUGUUAGAGAUAGUAAAGCAAGCAGCAAAGGAGGGUGCUUUGCUUGUGUACACUUUGGCUGACCCAUCCAUGGCUUCAUCUGCUAAUCAAGCUUGCAACUUGUGGGGUGUGCCUUCCACUGAUGUCUUGGGUCCCAUCACUGACGCCAUUUCUUCUCAUUUGGGUGUCUCUCCUUCCGGCCUCCCUCGCGGCGCCUCCGGUAGGAGCUUCCCACUCUCCGACGACUACUUUCGCAGGAUUGAAGCUGUAGAAUUCACCAUCAAGCAGGAUGAUGGGGCUUCCCCGGGGAAUUUGGACAAGGCUGACAUUGUCCUCACCGGAGUUUCGCGAACCGGGAAGACGCCCUUGUCCAUUUAUCUGGCUCAGAAGGGGUACAAGGUGGCUAAUGUGCCAAUAGUGAUGGGUGUUCAAAUUCCAAGGACUCUAUUUCAGGUGGAUCAGAAGAAGGUUUUUGGCUUGACUAUAAAUCCAGUUGUCUUGCAGAGUAUUAGAAAAGCAAGGGCUAAAACUAUGGGGCUCACUCCAGAAUCAAGGACUAAUUACUUUGAUAUGGAUUAUGUUAGAGGGGAGCUUGAAUUUGCAGGAAAGCUCUUUGCUCAGAAUCCUUCUUGGCCAGUUAUUGAUGUGACUGAAAAAGCAAUCGAAGAAACUGCGGCUGUUGUACUGAGGCUUUUCCAUGACAGGAAGCAUAAGUGUACAAUGCCUAGGAUCUCAAAACGCUAUUAGAGAUCACAAUUUUCUAAAGCACCAGAAUUGUAUCCUGCUAUCUCAGUUUCAUAAUAUCAGUGACUGAAAUUUUGGUACAUUCAUAAUAUCCAGGUACAGUUUGAGUUAUGAAUAUACUAAAUUUUCAAAGUAAUUGAGAAACUGUUACGUGUUACAAUCCAGAGUCUGGUGAUUAGGUACAAUCAUUUAGAACUACUUGUGAGUGUAGAUGUUAGCUAAGAGGUAUGUUUCUUUACAUGUCAUAUCAAUCUACGUUAUGUGGUGGCAUGUAACUAUCAAUUUUCAAAGCUUAUAUGUUAUUUAAGAAAGAAUGCUUCUUGAUCUACCACGAUGAAUGUUGAACAGUCUUAGUAGGCCCUGCUAAAGAGAAAAAGGUGUUUUGAUACGGUGAACCUAACUGUCAAUUGCAAAGCUGCAAUCAUCAAUAUAUUUGGUGAAUUACUCUUUCGUGAAAAA
Molecule: messenger RNA, 1676 nt
Organism: Arachis ipaensis
Lineage: Eukaryota; Viridiplantae; Streptophyta; Magnoliopsida; Fabales; Fabaceae
Product: putative pyruvate, phosphate dikinase regulatory protein, chloroplastic
Molecular function (GO): ATP binding; transferase activity, transferring phosphorus-containing groups
Source: RefSeq, a predicted model, not a curated record